Molecule: messenger RNA, 942 nt
Organism: Sarcophilus harrisii (Tasmanian devil)
Lineage: Eukaryota; Metazoa; Chordata; Mammalia; Dasyuromorphia; Dasyuridae
Product: vomeronasal type-1 receptor 4-like
Exons: 1
Coding region: 1-942 (313 amino acids)
Biological process (GO): G protein-coupled receptor signaling pathway
Cellular component (GO): membrane
Molecular function (GO): pheromone receptor activity
Source: RefSeq, a predicted model, not a curated record
AUGAUUUCUCAUUAUGAAAUCUUCAGAAUUCUAUAUCUUAAUCAAAUAAUUAUUGGGGUUCUAGGAAACUCUUUCCUCAUAUUCCUAUACAGUUUUAAUUUAAUCACAAAUCAAAAGAUAAAACCAAUCAUUUUGAUUCUCAUUCACUUACUCUUUACCAACAUAAUUUUCCUUCUUUUCCGGGGAAUCCCCAAAAUAAUUGAAUUUUGGAGUUUAAACUAUUUUGUGGAUUAUACUGCUAGUAAAAUCAUAUCUUACCUGCAGAGAGUUACCCGAGGUCUUUCCCUCUGCAGCUCGUGCCUCCUGAGUGUCUUCCAGGCUAUCACCAUCAGUCCAAGUAGUUCCAGGUGGGCAGAAAUCAAAGCCAAAGUUCCAAAGUAUGUCUUAGCCUGCAGUCUUCUCUGCUGGAUUUGUAAUCUGCUGAUGGAUUUAGUAGUGCCUGUAUAUGGUGCUGAUUCAAGCAACACAACAUACAGUAACAAGAGAUGGCAAAUAGGUUUUAGUGCUUUAGACCUCUAUCCCACCAAAACUUUAUUAUUCCUUAUCUGGAAAUUUGUUUAUGAUUUCAUGUUUGUAGGUCUUAUGGCCAUUACCAAUGGUUACAUGACAUUUGUCUUCUACAGACAUCAUCAGAAAAUCCAAAACAUUCAAGUCACCAGUCUGUUUCACAGGAGUUCCCCAGAAGUCCAAGCCACAAAAACUAUACUGCUACUGGCCAGUACCUUUGUCAUCUUUAAUUUAGUGAGUUCCACAUUUAUGAUUUAUAUGACUUUUACUAAAGUAGUGAGUUCUGUGAUGCUUAAUGUUUCUGCUUUCCUUUCUUUGUGCUUCCCAACAAUCAGCCCCUUUAUUCUCCUCAAGUGUGACUCUAAGAUCACUAGAUCCUGCUGCAUUUAUCGAGGGAUCAACAAGCUGUCUCUGAAUCCAAAAUUGAAACCAUAA